Amoebophrya sp. A120 is the source of this 6440-nucleotide messenger RNA. The record is from the annotation of a GenBank genome assembly. Lineage: Eukaryota; Dinophyceae; Syndiniales; Amoebophryaceae.
AUGAGGAAGCGAAUUCAGGCACACUAUUUGGCCGGACUUGCUGCACUUUCCGAGCCUACUACGAGGCAUGAUGCCCGAAGAGGACCAGCGACAAGUCGCCCAUAUGGAUCGAAGCAUAUCGCCCGAGCGAGGUGCUACAGGCUUAAUUUUUUGCGCAAAAAAUCUGCGCUGCUUCAUCCGACGUUGGCGGUUGAAAGGUACUUUUCCUCGUGCUUCCGCGGUCGAAGCCUCGAAGUGGAAUCUUCGCUGCGAUUACCGUAUCAGCGGUACUCAAAACUGUCCGCGGUCUCUGCGUAAAGGAAAUCAUGAGGAUUACGACAACUUCGACUUCUCGUGAUGCGGGCAUGAGUAAAAGCAAGUUGAAGCACUGCAUCCUUCGUAUUACGAAUCUACUAGAAGUAAUUUUUUUGUGUUUGUGAUGCGGCCAUCGCCAUCAGGAUCAGCUAUGGUUUCUCAUAUCAGCUUAUACUUACAUCAUGCUGCACACCUGCAGUCAAUGUCCCCGCUUCCUGUUGCAUGUUUCCCCGAAGGAACAACAGAGACUGGCAGAUUUGCCUUCGAUAUGCUCGGGUUUCUGUUGGAAGAGCUGCAACACUAUUUGACACUGGGUCGGAAAAGAGCGCAGCAGGAGCAUAGCGCCUCCAGUGCAGCAGCACCCGACGAAGCGAAGAACAAGCCAGUGCGCAUUAUUUCGACCGGUAGAAGUCCGGACCUGUACCAGCACCUGCAGCGGCACGUUGUAGGGAAGAAGGGCUACUUCACACCGAGGUAUUUCAAUGGCUCCGUGAAGUGGGAGUUUGAGCUGCAGCACCCGAUUUCAGAAGACGCUUUCUACGCCUCGUGCUUUUUGCUGCCCUACUACUUUCCCGAACUGCUCGUGGACCUGAAGAAGCAGACCGGGCUGCGGCCGCAGGUGCCGGAAAAUUUCCAGCCCAACGAAAAGAAGCCGCACUCGUCCACAUUCGGGGAAUCGGCGAAGGAGCACAAGAGCCAUGCGGUGCAAGUCGACUCCUCGGGCCUGCACAAGGUUUUGCAGGAAAUCGGCGUUGCGGACUUCGGACAACAGGUGUUUGACUACUGGCCGGAGCUGCAGUGCCACUUCUUUAAGUUCUUGAGAAAUGCGAGCCGAAAUUACGAAACCACACGAACUAGAACCACAUCAGAAGUUGGACUUCUACCCGAACGCUGCACGCGGAACAAGCCGACAUCAGUAGAGCAGAAUCCGUCAGCAGGCACGGCGGGCAGCGUAGAUCGACAUCCUCCUGAGGUGUCAAAAAAAGUCCAAGACACAACCGAUGUUGAACCACCUUCUUCGCCGAGGACUGCAGCGGCCGCAAAACAAGCCGCAAAACAGGCCUUUGCAGCGAGCACGUUUGUCGUGUCGCGCACCCGGACGAAGGGUAGCGAAUGGCCACUGCUGGACGACGCUGUUCACCGUGGCGGAAAGAACUACAAACCCUCGGGAGCAUCAACUGCAAAAGUCGACACCAACAAUUCUGCGACCUCCACCUGCUCGCCAAGAACUGCCGGUGGUCUUCCAGACGGAGAAUCAUGUUCGGGAACAAGCUCAGGGACGCCUUACCACCCAACGCAGUUUGAUCACAACGCCUGGUUCCGAACUACGAGGGAAUACAACGAUACCAUCCGGCAGCGCUGGGAGAAGAGCUGGAAGCCCUUCCUAAUCAAGCAGAGCUUCUUCUAUCCGAAGCAGCAGGAUCACAACCGCCAGAGCGGCAAGUCGUGGGGCUACGCUGCCGCGUCGACGAACAAUAAUAACCAGGGUUUCGUGGACAGCACAAAGAACACGUCAGGUGGAACAAGUGGCUGUACGCAAAAUCCGCGACCGGUGCCCGGACAGACGGCCAGACUGCUACUGAUCGUCAACCAUGCGAUCGGCGACGCAAAUGCGCUGCAGCCCCUGUUGAAGACGUUCUUGCAACUAAGCAAGUUUUUCCAAAACUGGAUUUCCGCAAUGGAUCAGGAAAAAGAAAGGGUUGCGACGGAAGUACGCAGUUUAAAGCAGAAGUUGGAGAACACCUUAGUCGAAAGACGAGCCAAGGAAGAAGAGUGUGAGCGCAAUCGCGCAAAAAUUCGAAAGGAGGAUCCACUUCCGAAUGAUCCCUCUGCUGGAGCGAACAGAGAGAGCCACGAACAAGAUCCGUGUUCUUCUAAAGCGGGGACCUGUCAGAUUUUUUCAGCGAGAUGCGAAGGUGCUGUUGACAGAGAACGACCGCCUCUAGAAGUAACCGCCUCUGCGGUACCGGUUCGACCAACCUCUGCGCAAAACGAGCCCGCGUCGCUUCAUCCCAUCACGUCCGCAAAACGAAAGAACAAAAGAACUAGGCCGCACUGGAAGAAACCGAAGCUGCCGCGGAAAAAGAAGCGUCCGAAGAACCGGCGAAAAAAGCGGCAGCAGCAAAAAAAGAAGAAGCGCAGACGGAAAUUGCGCAAAAAACGGCGCCAGCGGCAGCAGCGACUCGCGCGACGUGCUUGUUGUAGGGAGGCAAAGAUUUUCACGGGUGAUAAGAAACUCGAUCAUUAUCCGCCGGUGGUGCAGGAACAGACGCACGGCGAAUGUAGUUCGGGCUCCUCCCCUGUUGCUGUUGGAGGACAAGUACCACCCCGACCUCCAGGCACAGCUGCUUGCUCUCCAGACGACCUCGAACUCUUUGCGCAGGAAAGUCGCAGGUCCUUGCGGAGACACGUGGAAAGCCUGGUAGAUGACGGUCCCUGGGUCUUUUACGACGGCGUAGAAAAGCGGCACAUGUUGCUCAGCUUCGAGUUCAUCUCUACUUCUGGUGACAACAAGAGACGACCAACAAAGAAGGGCAAGACACUGAAAAGUAGUAGAUCAGUUGGACCCCCACCAUUAUCCGAGGAACAGGCAGUAGAUGGUGCCGUAGAAGCAGCUCCAGUGGCGGUUUGUAGUUCACCGAACUUGUAUUCUUGCGCGGUGAGGAUGAAAACAAUUCCCCGUCCGGGUGAAAAUAAAUCGAGCGAUGGUGGUGCAACGGUGCGCGUUGGCGGUAUCUACGACUUCGCGCUUGAGCCCGAUGAUGUGCGCGGUGUUGUGGAAGAAAAGGAUGGUACAAGAACUACCUCAUGCAACGAAACAAGAAGUUGUGCGUCCUUCGUCGCUGUUGGGCGUCUGCAAGAGCCGGACUCCCCGCGAGCCAAAAUGGCGCUGCGCCUCCCACACCGCAUCGAGUGGCGAGACGAAGAGGCGUUUGGAAAUCAGGAAAAAUGCGACUGGUCUCCUAGCCCUCUUCACGACCACCCGGACGGGCAGGCGCAGGGAAAACCGCAAAGCGAAGCUGCAUUCGCACCAGCAAGAGCAAAGGAGCACCAUUCCCCGUCGACGUCAUCGCAGGAACAGCAAAAAAGCAAUGUGUUCCUGGUUCCCUUCGUCACGGCGGAUUUGGAGCUUGAUGCGGACGUUGAUCGGCUCGCAGAUUUUCAAUUGCUGUUCACAAACGCCGCUGCCGGAACAACAUCGUCUUCGCGCGACUCCAUGGCACGGGCCAGCAAGAGGGCAGCGGCCUGGAGAAGAAAGGUGGAUACGCUAUCGACAAGAGAGCUGAAACUGGAACUGGAAAAACAGUCUCCGGGGUUCUUGGAGCGAGCCACGAAGACGGACUACAGCACGGGAGUCGACGACGUGGCAGACAGCUCGUGGAAACAAAAAGAUGAAAAAAGCGGAAAGCCGGUCGUGCGAAAGAUAACGAACCCAUCACGAGUACGCAUUGCAGUUCCGCCCCUGCCUACGAUCUCCACGUUCGAUGUCCUGGAGGAGCGGCUGAAGAAGGGCCUGUUUUGGAAUCACGUACAGAACCACAGCCUGGGCAACUCCCAAGCCAUGCAGCUGGCCACCGCCGGUUCCUCGUCGUUGACGCCGUACCAGCUGAAGCAGGAACACAUUCUGUUCAGCGACGCUGCCUGCGCCUACUGGGCAGGACCCCUGCAGGUGAAGGGGUGGGGCAUGCAGUUCUUCCUCAACAUCGAGCGCACGGCGAUGGUGCUGGUGAAGCGCGUCUCGAAAACCUUCCAGAUUCCGGUCGACCACAUUUUGUGUGCCGUCAUCGGCAUCGCGUACUACCAGUCGACCUUGGCGACCCACUGGUACUACGAAAACGUCCACAUGCGGAGGAAAGAGAACUGGAUCUACCAGCCAGCUGCCCCCAUUCCUUCAUCUAGACAGCAGCCUCCCGCGGAGGUGGAGCCAAAGGUCGGCGGAACAACGGAGCAGCCAUCAUGGGGUAGCACAUGCACAUCAAAUAAACUUCUUUCCGACAGUAAAGCUAAAGAUGCGGGUUCUGCUGCUUCCCUUGUCGGAUCGAACCCGGAACAAACUGCGGAAAUAGUAGAUCAACAGCAUUUGCUUCCAACGAUUCUUGAGGCGGACCAGGUCGUGCAGGAACUCACAAAUAAAUCGAGUCCUGCACAAGAACCACGAGGGCAAACCGCAUCGAACCAUGCGAUGCAGCCUCACUCUGGAAUAAACGACGACGCUGGCACGAAAGCACAAAAAUCAAACGACGGCAAAAGGCCCGGUGAACAAGAUGUUGAUGUUCGGCAAAGAAAUAACUCUAGCACAGGACCUGCUGUUGACACCAAGAAGACGCAAGGAAGUUGGGAGCCGCAGCAAAACUGGCGGUGGUCCUCUUCACGGAGGAGCAGCUACGACGAGUGGAAAUCAGUGCAUCCCAAGCAGUGGGGUUCGCACUUGGCGUAUUACGUCAACGAAAAAGAGUAUCUUCCCUAUUCGAUCAGCAGCGAUAACUUCGAGAAGCUAAAGCCGCUGCACUAUGCCGGGCGGGAGAUGCUUGAGAACCAGCAGAAACUAGCUGAGCAAGACCGCGAGGAAAUAUUAAAGGGCCACGACAACAGCAGUGUAAAUGAUCAGGUGCGGCAGGGCAGCUUUUCAAAUGCGCAGUGGCCCUCGCCACCCACCGCUACAGAUACUCUCAAACAAGGCAUUCUUCCGUACCGCAUCCUGGUUCCCAACCGAGACGGCGCGAACGAGGAGGAGCUCGUCGCAAUAUCAGAUUGCACGACUCUCACCCGCCGUCAUUUCAUGCAGUUCAUGAGCAGUAACAUAUUUGUAAGAGCCGGCAAAUGAUGUAGUUUCAUCGCAGUGCACAGUUCUCGCCGCGGAAUAGCAAUCUGUCAUGGAGACAACGUAACAAGGCGGAGAGAGACUGUAUCAUGAUUUGAUUUGAUUCUGAUUGCCAUGUUGCAUGACAAAUGAGGGCGAAGAUGAGCCGUUGUGCAACUUCAUAUUCAAACGUGGUCGUUGACAGGACCUUCGAGUUGAAUCUCCGAUCGAAGACCUACUAUGGUAUUCGAUCACUUUAAGUUUUUCAUUUGCGUGUAGUGAAGGGCCACUGUUCCAUCGGCACCCAAUAUCUUCAAGUUGUUUUAGAUUGCCGACAUUUGGGGCUAUUGCUUGUGACGAUGAAGAUACCUAAUUAUAACUUUGUUUUGUAAUGCAAUCUUCUCAAUGUCAAUCUCACAUAUCUGAAGGUGCUAUCUCCGAGUUGUCGCAAAUCCUCCGGGACCGCAGUUGGAAGGCCCCCGCAGCCACAGAUCCGUGGCUGCACCAGAGAAUCAGCCUGAACAUCCGGCCGGCGGUGAAGGAAGUGUUCCCUGGUGUCACUCAAGUCCUGGACUGGGCGCACACGAAACCGAACCCGCGCAAAAAUCGGAAGUGGUGCGAAGCCCCGCUCGAUGCCUUCGUCGACGAACAGAGCUCGGGCGAGUGGACACUGCAGAUGGCGUUGCGAGAGGGAGUUUGCGCACCCGGCUUCACGCUUGCCAUGCAUUUUUUCGAGACCCUCCAGCGGCUCGCGACGAAUCCCUUUCAAGAAAUACAGGUGCCGAGAACCAACUGUUAGAGCUGAAGAUCAUUCCGCAGGAGCAAAUAUUCUUUUCCUGCUGUCAACCACGUAAUUGCGUUAUAGAGAGGGGCUUCGCAAGUUUAAUUUAUAUCAUCCAUGAAAGAGUUCCAGUCGGUACGCUUCUGUUUUAUCUUCACGUCAGAGGAAUAAACGACUAAUCGAGCUGCUCUUUUUUAAAUUCUAACCAAAUCCAAACCAUCAUUUUUAUAUCGUGAUAAACACUAAAUGCAGCAGUCCGCCGAGGGGCACACUGCCAACAUCAUCAUCGUCAAACAUUUGCUUUUCUCUGUUGUUUUUAUAUCAUGGGCAACUGCUGGUGCUGCGCUACCAGAUCAUGAACUUGAAAGGCCGCAUGUGCAUGCAUUUUCUUAGACACAUGCGGUUUUCGGUGCCAUAAAUUUUUUUCGGUCCGCCACUGCAACACUGCAGCAGCAACGCCGAGUAUUGAUUCUAGUUCGUAAGAACAUUAUUUCUGCUAACGAUUUGGAAGAAAAGGAAAAAAGCCCCACAGGAACGUCACACCGGAACAAAAGAGGUCACGAC